Solea solea (common sole) is the source of this 3095-nucleotide messenger RNA. RefSeq names its product Bardet-Biedl syndrome 2 (gene bbs2). Lineage: Eukaryota; Metazoa; Chordata; Actinopteri; Pleuronectiformes; Soleidae. Gene Ontology annotation, biological process: non-motile cilium assembly. The coding region runs from base 144 to 2282 and encodes 712 amino acids. Gene Ontology annotation, molecular function: protein binding. Gene Ontology annotation, cellular component: neuron projection; BBSome; motile cilium. The transcript is spliced from 18 exons. The record is from RefSeq and is a predicted model, not a curated record.
ACAUUGACAGUUACUUGACUGUAUCUGUCGCUGUGUUGUCGCUACUCAGCUAGCUCGUUAGCUAGCUUAUCAACUUCAACCAGAAACACUUGCAGAGGACAGCAGGACAGACUUCUUCUCAAGUUGGGAAUCCAAAAGGCAACAUGCUGGUCCCCAUAUUUACUUUGAAGUUGAACCACAAGAUCAAUCCUCGCAUGGUGACAAUUGGGAAGUUUGACGGACUCCACCCAUGUCUUACUGCAGCCACACAGGCUGGAAAGGUAUUUAUCCACAAUCCUCAUGCCCGUGGUCAGAGACCUGUGGCUCACCGGCUGAGCCAGAGCACCCAGGACUCUGACAUCUCGCUUCUCAACAUCAACCAGGCGGUCAGUUGUUUGACUGCGGGAAAGCUCGGUCCAAACACUGCAGGGGACACACUGCUAGUGGGAUCCCAAACGAAUCUCCUGGCCUACGAUGUUCAUGACAAUGCUGAUGUAUUCUACAGAGAGGUAACCGAUGGGGCCAACGCCAUCGUGUUGGGCAAACUUGGAGACAUUGCUUCUCCUCUUGCCAUCAUUGGAGGAAACUGUGCCUUGCAAGGUUUUGACUAUGAAGGCAAUGACCAAUUCUGGACAGUAACUGGAGAUAAUGUCCGAUCUCUUGUGCUCUGUGACUUCACUGGGGACGGCAAAAAUGAGCUCCUGGUGGGAUCUGAGGACUUUGAUAUCAGAGUUUUCAAAGAGGAUGAGCUUGUCUCUGAGAUGACUGAAAAUGAGACUGUAACAUCACUGUGCCACAUGCAUGGCAGCAGGUUCGGCUACGCCCUUGCUAAUGGGACUGUUGGAGUCUAUGACCGCACUGCCCGCUACUGGAGGAUCAAGUCUAAGAAUCAUGCAAUGAGCAUCCACGCCUUUGAUCUGAAUGCCGAUGGGGUUGUGGAGCUUAUCACUGGAUGGUCAAACGGGAAGAUUGAUGCACGCAGCGACCGCACAGGAGAGGUCAUUUUCAAGGACAACCUCUCCUCUUCAGUGGCAGGAGUGGUGGAGGGGGACUACAGGUUGGACGGACAGAAGCAACUCAUCUGCACGUCCAUAGAAGGAGAGGUCCGUGGUUACCUGCCAGCCAGUAAGGACCUGAAAGGGAACCUCAUGGACACCAGUGCUGAACAAGAUCUCAUCCGAGAGCUCAGCCAUCGCAGGCAGAAUCUGCUGCUUGAGCUACGGAACUAUGAUGAGAACGCUAAGGGGGUGUCAGAAACGAACAGUGGGGUGGGGGUAAUACCAGCCAACACUCAACUCCAGACAGCACUGUCAGUGAAACCCGCAACGGAAGCCCAGAGGGCUCAUGUAGAACUCAGCAUUUCAACACCAAAUGAGACGAUAAUUCGGGCAGUGCUCAUCUUUGCAGAGGGAAUAUUUGAGGGUGAGAGUCAUGUUGUCCACCCCAGUGUCCAAAACCUGUUCGGUUGUGUCAGAGUUCCCAUCGUACCGCCAAAAGACAUACCAGUGGACCUGCACAUUAAAGCCUUUGUUGGAGGGAAAACUAGCACACAGUUCCACGUGUUUGAAAUCACUCGUCACCUGCCUCGGUUCUCCAUGUAUGACAUCAGUUUUGACUCCUCUGAAGUUCCGCCCAACGGAAGGGUCACCUUCAGCAUCAGUGACCGACCACAGCGGGUGGUGAUGUGGCUGAAUCAGAACUUCCUGCUUCCAAAGGGAGUGGACAGUCCUGAUGUGACCUUUAAUUCGUUAAGAGGAGGGGGACACUUGUCCAUCAGCAUGGCCAGCAAUGGACAGAUCACUCUGAGAACAGAUGACAUUGACCUGGCAGGAGAUCUGGUCCAAUCACUGGCCUCCUUCCUGGCAAUAGAGGACCUGUCGUCAGAAGCAGACUUCCCCGAAUACUUUGAAGAGCUGCGCACUACACUCACUGAGGUGGAUGAUUUCCACUCCGUCCAUCAGAAGUUAACUGCAGCUAUGGCCGACCACUCCAACUACAUCAGGAACAUGCUGGUGCAAGCAGAGGACGCUCGCCUCAUGUGUCACAUGACAGUUAUGAAGAAGCGUUACAGAGAGUUGUACGAUCUAAACCGGGAUCUCGUCAAUGAGUAUAAAAUACGCUCUAACAACCACAAUGCCCUGCUGGCCUGUCUCAAGUCUGUCAACCUGGCUAUACAGCGGGCAGGUAGACUCAGAGUGGGAAAGCCUAAGAACCAAGUGAUAUCCGCCUGCCGAGACGCCAUCAAAAGCAAUAACGUCAACUCGCUCUUCAGAAUCAUGAGAGCUGGCACUGCAUCCUCCUGAGGAUGGAAAGAGCAUUUAGAGAGGGUGAUAUUAAUAAGCACAAGUGAUGAACUUCAGCAUAGCACCAACACAGAAAAGCCUUGGACAAGAAAUAUGUUUGGACUGGAAAGGGGACAUUGUUGUUGCCUUAAUCCAUCUUUCUUUUGUUUUUUCAUGACUACACUUUUAAGCAACAGCCUUGCACCAACAUUGGCACCAGCUCCUUUACACUUGAAAUUCUGCUUGCUCAUAAAACUAGGAAUGCUGACCACGGAUUUAGUUUAACGGUUAAAACAUCCAUCCAUCUCAGUCGGGCAGAUGGUUUUUGUGGAGUUCAGCUUAGUGAGUAAAUAAGGCACUUUAACGUAGGAGUCAGCAGGUAGGAAUGACUCAACUGUUUAGAGCGUUCUGCCAUUCUCAUACAGGAAAGGAAAGUUACGUUGACGUUUGCACAACUGUGCAGAAAAUGUUUAGGACAAGUCAUCCUGACUGUGUUUCCUCAAAGGAAUUGAUCUGAACAUACAUAGACUCAGCUCGCACACAGUGAUGUUUAGAGAAAGCACAGCUGGAGCGAGACAGAGCCGUUUCCUCCCAGAUGUGGUGUUGUGCCCUUCGUCGUCCCUCUGUGAGCUCUGAGAGACGGCUCGUUCUCCGCCUCCAGCUGUUGUGUGUUCGUGUGGUGUUUGUAGCCAAAGAAAACCUUUUUAAACGAGUGAAUGAAUGAAUGUCACAGAGGACCAAUGCUGUGUGUCUAACCUGUUAUCAAAACAGGGCGUGUAAAUGUAAUGUGUUUGUGACAGAAACUAUUAAAGGAUGUGUUUUCAAAAGUUGUGU